AUGUCCACUUCUCAAUUAAGUCGGGUACUAACGCAAUGGUCUAUCGGCAUGGCUGUGUCAACGCCUUUGGUCGCGAUCCUUCAGGGCUCGUUGCUGCUGUCUAACUACAGGAUAAACUACAGAGAUGCACCCAGGCCAAUAACGCCCUCAAGUGGCGUAAUUGUUGCGUUGGCCCAACAAGGUGCGCAGGCCAGAAAUAGAAGGGGCGUCCCGUUGACAAAAGCAGACAAACCACUUAGACUGCUCGUCGUUGGGGACUCCCUUGCAGCUGGUGUUGGUGUGUCAGGAAACGGACUUCCAAUUUUGCCUGAAUCAAUUGCAAAGGCACUUUCAAAAGCCUUUCGUGGCCGCGUUGUCUGCUGGACAUGCUUAGGGACGCCUGGGAUUUCUGCUUCGCAGAUUGUGCAAGACAUUAAUUCUAUCCCAAAGCGUGAGCCUCGACGUCUUGAAAACUUAUUUCAAGAGUUGAAAACCAAACGUGAUAGGUGGAGACAACUUCAGAAUAUGGAGAUGGAACGCCUUGAUUAUGAAGAAAGUACCAAGAAGCAGCAAAGCGUAUUGCUCAAAAUUAUUGAUUGGUGGAAAGCAGAGGAGAAGCAACCAAUCAGUGAAUUCGGCAAAGAAAUAGCUGAAUCUGGGGCCAAAUGGUGGAAAACAAAGUCUCGUCGGAUUCAACAGACUUACAGUGAUAUUAAAGAGGUAAUUCAUGCGAAGCCUCCUGGUGACAUAGAGAAAAAUCUAACAGCUGCUAAAAACAGCGAAGGACUUCUCUUGAGAGAAGGAAACAUUUUUCGCAGGGAUUCCUUGGAUCCCUUUGUGGCAUCUUCAUUUGAUGUCGCUGUCGUGUUGCUAGGCUUAAACGAUCUGAAGGAAGCCUUCAUGCCUCAUAUAACGAAGGGAGCGAAUUCUUCUUUCAAUGAGGGCGCGGAGCCAAUGGAUGGUGCUUUGACCAAACAGUUACGAUCAGUUUUCUUUUCUCUAGAAAAAAUAAUGGGCAAAAUGGACAACACGCAAGAUCACAAUGAUGCUACCUUGUCGACCGAAGGAAGAGAGAAGGUGAACAGCUCUAAAGACCGAUUACAUCCUCCGUUGGUGGUAGUUCCGGAGCUUCCUGUUGCCCCCUUGGAGGCCUUCCGACUUGUCCCGUUAUGCUGGAUUCUUUUGCCUCUGUUUCGUGCAAUGGAAAGAAACAAGAAAUUCUUGAGUUCCACAUUUCCUGACCAUGUGGUUUUUAUCGAUCAGCCUGGCCUUGAGUGGUGGUCUGAUGCAGAACGACGCCACAAUAGCUACAUGGAGGAAGACGAGUCCGUCCUCAGACUAACAGAUACUGCUCAAACAGCCCAGGCCCGAGUAAAACAGCUGAUGCAAAGGUUUUAUAACCCAAACCAUCAUACUGUGCGCAGCAACGAACAGCGUGAGACGGGGGGUGGAAAUGGCCGAUCUUCUCUGACCAACAACUUUUCCGAAGAAUCAUACCGGUACAGACGAAAGUCAAAUGGAACACUCUACAUUGCACAGGACAAGAUGCAUCCCAAUGAUGAGGGAUAUGACCUCUGGGGUAGACACAUCGCGGAAGCGGUGGUUCGCCACUGGAGUAGACCACAGGUUUGA
Molecule: messenger RNA, 1611 nt
Organism: Cylindrotheca closterium
Lineage: Eukaryota; Bacillariophyta; Bacillariophyceae; Bacillariales; Bacillariaceae
Source: the annotation of a GenBank genome assembly